Messenger RNA from Glarea lozoyensis ATCC 20868, 762 nucleotides. RefSeq lists its product as uncharacterized. The record is from RefSeq and is a predicted model, not a curated record. The transcript has a single exon. Lineage: Eukaryota; Fungi; Ascomycota; Leotiomycetes; Helotiales; Helotiaceae. Gene Ontology annotation, molecular function: protein binding. Bases 1 to 762 code for a protein of 253 amino acids.
AUGACGCAACCAACCAAGUUCCGAUACUCAACUGGAGUUCUAGAGCCAAAAGACGCUCCCAAAUUCGAUUGGGAAUAUCCUAUUCCUGUCAUAAAAUUCUGGAAUAGCUUCAGCUAUGUCUCCGCGAAGAACUUUCUUCUUAGCUUCGAUAAGAACGAAGUUUCGGCACUAAACCUCGAUACAAAACAUUGCGACUUGAGCCACAAAGAAAAAGCAAAUCUCCUGCUCGACACAGUCAAAGGCAAAAUCACCUCCCUCGAUGCAAGCUCUAAGUCUGGCAAUGCCCCAUAUAAACCGUUAUGGGAAACCGACUUCCCUACUUGGCAAAACCUUAUGCAAGCCGCUAUCUGUAUGUACGGAGAGCUUGGGCAGCUGGACGAAGAGAUCGAAGCCGAGGAACAAAUCAUCCUAAGGCGGGGUGACAAGGGAAUUGCGGCACAAGCACAUGGGCUCGCUGAGCUGUUGGCGAAGCGGGGCAAGCAGGAUGACUGUGAGAAAGCUGAGGAUCUGGAAAAGAAGGGCUUGCCUUGGUUCGACGAGCAUUUGGGGCCAGACUCUCCCCAGGCCUUGUCCGUCAGAAGGGUCCUACUGGCUGCUGUGUGGCGCCAAGGGAAGUAUGAUGAAGCUGACAAGUUGAAGGCCGAGCUGACUGGACUGAUUGACGGGCUGGGAAAGAGUAAGUAUAGUGCAUAUCAGGAUGAAGAGAGACAGCUGCUGGAGGGACUCGUAAAGGGAUUAGAGUCGAAGAAGAAGGGCAACUAA